This is a messenger RNA of Octopus sinensis (East Asian common octopus), 1340 nucleotides long. Its product is annotated as M-phase inducer phosphatase-like. NCBI's taxonomy places the organism in Eukaryota, Metazoa, Mollusca, Cephalopoda, Octopoda, Octopodidae. The record is from RefSeq and is a predicted model, not a curated record. The transcript is spliced from 2 exons. Bases 143 to 1159 code for a protein of 338 amino acids.
CACAGGGUCAACAUCGAUCCAAGUCAUCUGCUAGAGAAGCCAGGAGUUCUCCUGGGAAAUUCCAAUCACCCCCGCCCAAUCUUCCUGAUAUUCCCUUCAAGUGGAUAUUUAGACGUGUUGACGUUACAACGACAAACUCACAAUGCAUAGCUGGAUUGCAGCUUCAAUGUCACCAUCCCAUAGCAGACGACGGGAAAAGGAUACUAAACGCCAUAACCAUCAUCAUCAUACCGGUGUACGUGAAAAGCCACACGGGGCCGAAAGCCUCGAUCCUGAACUGCUGUGUAAAAUCCUGCAUACUAAUAUCAGUAAGGACAACCAUAAAGAGCAUGGCAGACCCAGUUCUCUAUUGUCCCCAAGUUAUAAUACCCUAUCAAAAUCUUGCGACGAUAUGACCAAAUGCGAUGACAGCCCACAACCAGUUGAAACUAUUAUCCAUGAUAAGAAAUAUAUUGGUUUGGUGCCGGCCGCUUAUGUAAAUCGAAGCAAGUCACAUAACGAUAUCAUUAUCCAGCGACGGCUUGUUACCCCAAAAGAUUCGAAAUCCGCUUCCCCAACUCCAUUACCUUCGGCCUAUAUGGAAGAACGUUACGUGAUUCGCAUCCGAAAAGGACCGCACCAUUCACACAAAAUGCAUAAAUCUCAUUCGGGUUAUCUGAAACCCAAGACUGAGCUUUCCCGAUCCUACAGUGCGCAUAACUUAACUGGAUCUCAUUCGAAACCCAAACAGCGACAUGAGAUUAUCACAACAUUUGGUUUGUCCCCAGAUUCACCGCCGUCAAGUCAAGAAAUCUCGCCAGAGACAAGCACUGAAAGACAAACACCAACAGAUAACCAAAACUCAAGCAGUCAUGUUGAGAGAACUCCGUCCGAAGAGCAUGACGAGCAAAACAACCACAAAAAUAACAAUAAUAACAACAACACCAACAACAACAGAGAAAGUCAUCACGGAAAAAAUAGUCUACACCACAAACUUUUCCUGAACUUACCAGUUCCAGAGAGAAGGCAUAGUUAUGUCGGCGGGCAGACGGCUUACAGUGCCAAAUCGAAAUCACCAACAGCUAGAAAAUCAGAGAGCGGUCAUUCUCUGUUGAGCGUGGAAACCAUAAAAGCUCUUGUCACUCCUCAUGGCAAGAAACACCACAGAGAUAUGAAAUAACGGACUCGAGAAUCGGAUGAUUGAUAAAAACGACUAAAACAGCGGGAAAAUAUAGACCUCACUCAACAAUAUUAUAAACAUUCACGUAAAAGUAUAUAGAAAUAGGAAAUGAACAAACCGAUUAUGUACGUAUUGUAUACAUACAUAUAAAUACAUACAUACCUACGUAUAUAUAUAUAUA